This is a messenger RNA of Mangifera indica (mango), 1130 nucleotides long. RefSeq lists its product as uncharacterized. Lineage: Eukaryota; Viridiplantae; Streptophyta; Magnoliopsida; Sapindales; Anacardiaceae. The transcript has a single exon. The record is from RefSeq and is a predicted model, not a curated record. The coding region runs from base 187 to 1062 and encodes 291 amino acids.
AAUUUUCUCUCUCCUUAUAAUUCUCGAAGAUAUUCCUUUGUUCUGUUCUUCAGUACGCCCCUUGAAGCCCAAUUAAAGUUUGCCAACCGACCCUAUAUAUUUCGCAACAAAUGAACUCCAGAAACAGAAGUCUGUUGUGAGAAAACACUUCUCAUUAUCUCACUGUUUUGGUUUUAGAACCAGAAAAUGGCAGAAUUUGUGAGAGCAAAACGAGUCACUGAUCCACUCAACGAUAAGGUCAGGGCUCAAAUCGUUGGUCAUCAACUCAGUUAUGUCAGCAGCGGAAGCGAAUACUCAGGCGCCGAUGAUGACUCUCCCUGCUUAUCAGAACUCGUUCACGAUUUUCUGGAAGAUGAAUUCCAGAGUGAGUCCAAGGGUUACGAUUCAGACUCUGAACGAGUCGAAUCCGUCGUUGACUUCACAGAUAAGAUCGAGGACAUUCUCAAAACGACGGAAAACAGCAAUGUGGAUUUGUAUAAGAAUCUUUUACAAACUCAUGUCUUCAAAGCAAUGGAAACGUUUUCAUGCUUGAGACAACAAAAAAGUGUUUUUAGGCGUAAGGUUAUGACCUUUCUACGCGAACUAGGCCACAAUGCGGCGAUCUGCAAAGCGAAAUGGAACUCCUCGGGCGGUCUCGUCGCGGGCAACUACGAGUUCAUCGACGUGGUCCAAUCAAAUUCAUACAAGUUGCAAAACCGGUAUUUCAUCGACCUUGACUUCGCCUCCGAAUUCGAGAUUGCGAGACCGACAAAUGCAUACGCGAGAUUGUUAGAGUAUCUACCUAGGGUUUUCGUUGGCAAGGGUGAAGAGUUGAAGAGUAUUAUAAAAGUGACGAGCCAGGCCGCCAAAAAAUCUCUCAAGACAAAAAACCUGACGCUGCCUCCCUGGAGAAAGAACCGCUACACGCAAAACAAGUGGUUCGGUCCUUACAAACGGACGGUUAAUCCAAGUCCGGCUGGUUCAUACACUCCGGCCAUGCUAUCGUUAAAUAAUGGUGUUAAAUGUCGGCGGGUUGGGUUUGAAGCCGGUGUAAACGGCCGUUUAUCUGUUUGGACUAGAUGAUAAAACUUAACUAAAUAAUAAUAGGAAUGUUCGAAUAAACUAUGAAUAUUCGUCUUUUAGUUAUUUAA